Molecule: messenger RNA, 4145 nt
Organism: Onychomys torridus (southern grasshopper mouse)
Lineage: Eukaryota; Metazoa; Chordata; Mammalia; Rodentia; Cricetidae
Gene: Rc3h1
Product: ring finger and CCCH-type domains 1
Exons: 20
Coding region: 476-3865 (1129 amino acids)
Molecular function (GO): metal ion binding
Source: RefSeq, a predicted model, not a curated record
GGCCGGAGUCUGAGGAAGAGGAAGGGGACGAGGACAACGAGCGACGGGCGGUGGAGGACGCGGAGGAGGAAGGGGAGGCCGACCAACAAGAUGGCCCCUGCUGCAGGAGCAGCCUCAGCAGCAGCAGGUGGGGGGCUGGAGGCGGCGCUGGCGGUGGCGGCCACGGCCGUGCUCCCGCGGCCUGGGACAGAGGCAGAGUCGAUGGUGGCAGCGGUGGCGGCGGCGGCUGCCGCGACGGUGACGACGGCCGUGGGGACUCGGAGCUGAGAGGAGCUGCUGCUCGGACCAGCGCGGUUAUAUUUCACACUAUGUGCUGACUGUAUCUACAGAAGAUAUUUAAAAAAAAAAAAAGAUAAACUUUUUCCAAGAUUUUGAUUCCAGUGGAAUCUUUGCUUUAGAUUGUGUGUGUGUGUGUGUGUGUGUGUGUGUGUGUGUGUGUGUGUGUGUGUGUUAGUGAGUUGUAACUCCAGAAGCAAUGCCUGUACAAGCUCCACAAUGGACGGAUUUCCUUUCCUGCCCAAUUUGCACUCAGACUUUCGACGAAACAAUUCGAAAGCCCAUCAGUUUGGGCUGUGGCCAUACUGUCUGCAAAAUGUGCCUGAAUAAACUCCACCGUAAGGCUUGCCCAUUUGACCAGACCACUAUCAAUACAGACAUUGAGCUCCUUCCUGUGAACUCAGCAUUACUGCAGCUAGUGGGUGCUCAGAUCCCUGAGCAGCAGCCCAUUACUUUGUGUAGUGGGGUUGAAGAUACAAAGCAUUAUGAGGAAGCCAAGAAAUGUGUAGAAGAAUUAGCACUGUACCUGAAACCACUCAGCAGUGCUAGAGGAGUGGGUCUGAAUAGCACUACUCAGAGUGUUCUGAGUCGCCCAAUGCAGAGGAAGCUUGUGACUCUAGUCCACUGCCAGCUAGUGGAAGAAGAAGGCAGGAUCCGUGCUAUGAGGGCUGCUCGAUCUUUAGGGGAACGCACAGUUACAGAGCUCAUUCUCCAGCACCAAAAUCCUCAGCAACUCUCCUCUAAUCUCUGGGCAGCAGUCAGAGCUAGGGGCUGUCAAUUCCUUGGACCAGCAAUGCAGGAGGAAGCUCUGAAGCUUGUCUUGCUGGCCUUGGAGGAUGGUUCUGCGUUGUCACGGAAAGUGUUGGUUCUGUUUGUGGUGCAAAGACUGGAGCCACGUUUUCCUCAAGCCUCUAAAACUAGCAUUGGGCACGUUGUUCAGCUCCUUUACAGAGCCUCCUGCUUCAAGGUCACCAAACGUGAUGAAGACUCUUCUUUGAUGCAGCUAAAAGAAGAAUUUAGGACUUACGAAGCUCUGCGACGAGAGCAUGACUCCCAGAUAGUGCAAAUUGCUAUGGAAGCAGGCUUAAGGAUUGCACCAGACCAAUGGUCCUCUUUGCUUUAUGGAGACCAGUCUCAUAAAUCUCAUAUGCAGUCCAUUAUUGACAAGUUGCAGACCCCUGCCUCUUUUGCACAGAGUGUUCAGGAGCUAACAAUUGCUCUCCAGCGGACUGGAGACCCGGCAAACUUGAACCGACUAAGACCCCACUUGGAGUUACUAGCAAACAUUGACCCUAGUCCAGAUGCUCCUCCUCCAACAUGGGAACAGCUAGAAAAUGGCCUGGUUGCUGUACGUACAGUAGUACAUGGACUGGUUGAUUAUAUUCAGAACCACAGCAAAAAAGGAGCAGACCAACAACAGCCUCCACAGCAUAGCAAAUACAAAACAUACAUGUGUCGAGAUAUGAAGCAGAGAGGAGGAUGCCCUCGUGGGGCCAGCUGUACGUUUGCACACUCACAAGAAGAACUGGAAAAAUUUCGUAAAAUGAACAAACGUCUGGUUCCCAGAAGACCCCUGAGUGCCUCUUUGGGUCAACUUAAUGAGGUGGGCCUGCCUUCGGCACCUAUACUUCCUGAUGAAGGUGCAGUGGAUUUGUCCAGCAGGAAACCAUCUGCACUACCAAAUGGAAUUGUAUCGGCAGGGAGCACGGUGACACAACUGAUUCCCCGUGGGACAGACCCCAGCUUUGACUCUAGUCUGAAGCCAGGAAAGCUAGACCACCUGAGCAGCAGUGCUCCUGGGUCUCCUCCCGACCUGCUGGAAUCUGCCCCUAAAAGUAUUUCUGCCUUACCUGUGAAUUCACAUCCUGUACCUCAAAGGGGACCAACAGAUCUGCCUCCCAUGCCUGUCACCAAACCAAUUCAGAUGGUACCUCGAGGUUCUCAGUUAUAUCCAACACCACAAGCAGAUGUUUAUUAUCAGGACCCUCGAGGAACUGCCCCAGCAUUUGAGCCAGCACCUUAUCAGCAGGGUAUGUACUAUACUCCACCACCAUGUGUGUCCCGCUUUGUUCGACCUCCACCAUCUGCUCCUGAACCUGGUCCUCCAUACUUGGAUCAUUAUCCACCCUACCUCCAAGAUCGUGUUAUAAACUCUCAGUAUGGCACACAGCCACAACAAUACCCACCUAUGUACCCACCUCACUAUGAUGGCCGCCGUGUGUACCCUGCUCCGUCUUAUACAAGAGAGGAGAUUUUCCGGGAAAGCCCUAUACCUAUUGAGAUUCCAUCUGCAGCAGUACCAUCCUACAUGCCUGAGUCCAGAGAACGAUACCAACAGGUAGAGGGUUACUAUCCAGUGGCUCCUCAUCCAGCUCAGAUCAGACCUUCAUACCCUAGGGAGCCUCCUUAUAGUCGGCUUCCCCCUCCCCAACCUCAUCCUAGCUUGGAUGAGCUACAUCGCAGACGGAAGGAAAUAAUGGCCCAGCUCGAGGAAAGAAAGGUUAUCUCUCCACCUCCUUUUGCGCCUUCACCAACAUUGCCUCCUGCAUUCCAUCAAGAAGAAUUUUUGGAUGAAGAAUUCAAGGUAGCUGGGAAAUACAAAGCAAAUGAUUAUAGCCAAUAUUCUCCUUGGUCAUGUGAUACCAUCGGCUCCUACAUUGGAACCAAAGAUGCAAAACCCAAAGAUGUGGCAGCAGGGAGUGUGGAAAUGAUGAAUGUAGAAAGUAAAGGAAUGAGAGACCAGAGAUUGGAUCUUCAGAGAAGAGCAGUGGAAACUAGUGAUGAUGACCUCAUCCCAUUUGGAGACCGACCAACAGUAUCUCGGUUUGGUGCCAUCUCGCGAACAUCCAAAACACUGUAUCAGGGUGCUGGCCCAAUGCAGGCCAUGGCACCUCAGGGGGCACCCACAAAACCUAUUAGCAUUUCAGAUUACAGUCCAUAUGGAGCUCAUGGUGGCUGGGGAGAUUCUCCAUACUCACCUCAUCCAAACAUACCUCCUCAGGGACACUUCAUCGAGAGGGAGAAAAUGCCCCUGGCAGAAGUGGCCAGUCAUGGGAAACCCCUUCUGUCUGCUGAACGGGAACAGCUACGGCUGGAGCUGCAGCAGCUGAACCAUCAGAUCAGCCAGCAGACCCAGCUCCGUGGGCUGGAGGCUAUUAAUAACCGACUGGUGUUACAGAGGGAGGUGAACACCCUGGCAGGCCAGCCACAGCCCCCUCCACUGCCUCCAAAAUGGCCUGGAAUGAUCUCAAGUGAGCAGUUAAGCUUGGAACUACAUCAGGUGGAGAGGGAAAUUGGCAAGAGAACCCGGGAACUGAGUAUGGAGAGCCAGUGCUCUUUGGACCUGAAAAGCAAACUGGGUACAAGUAAGCAAGCAGAGAAUGGACAGCCAGAGCCACACAACAAAGUCCCAGCUGAAGACCUUACGUUGACAUUCAGUGAUGUACCGAAUGGAUCGGCUUUGACACAAGAGAAUCUCAGCCUCCUAUCAAACCAGACCAGCUCUUUGAACCUAUCAGAAGACCCUGAGGGAGGAGGCCAUAACAACGAUUCCCAGAGAUCAGGAGUUACUUCCAGUUCUGCUCCCUAGAACAUGGGUGCCCUUCUUCUACCUUCUGCUCCUCAUCAGCUCGUGGGACAUAGGGAUAGAAGAAUGGACAACUUCUAACUUCUUCUCUGGGUGGUCAGUGAGAUCCAGGAAGAGCACCGGAGGCAAUGUGCACAACACCACUACUAAACAAACCCUGCACAUAGUUCACAUUAAUGCAUUUUUUUUAAUUUAAAGAAAAAGAAAAUUAGCAGUAUCUGCAAGCAAUUCAGAUUAAAUUUGUUUUUGUUCUGUGAAUGAACUUUAUUUUAAUAACUUUGGA